CCCCGACCCGUUCGGCCGGUCCUGCCGGAGCCUCCCUGCCCCGAGCGCGGCCUUCGGCUCCGUCCUCCUCAGCGUUCUCCAGCCUCUACCAACCUACUUCAGCCGUCCUCAUCCUCCUGAGCCUCUUCAGCCUCUUCCAACCGUCCUCAGUCUCCUCCAGUCGUCCUCGUCCUCUUCAGCUGAGGACCUUCUCCAACCCUCUUCCAAACUUCCUCCAAUCUCCUCAUCCUUCUUCUAACCUUUUCAAUUCCUCCCUGCAGCCUCUUCAUCCCCCUCAGCCUCCUCCAACCCUCUUCCAACCUCCCCGACCUUCAUCCACUUUCCAACCUCUUUCCAAACUCCCCAUCUCCUUUCCCAGCUUCCAGCCUCCUCCCAAUCUUCUCCAGAUUACUUAUCCUCCAGCCGACCUCCUUUCCCACCUCCCACUUUCCAAGCUCUCCCCAGCCUCUUUUCCCACGUUCCCGUCUCCUCCGGCCCCGAUGUCUGUCUCCAUCCCCCGGCAGCCGCUCCGGAGCAGCUCGGCCGUUCCAGGACGUUCAUUCUCGUCCCGCUCCUUCACGGCUGCUCCAGCACUGAGGAUGAGCACAGCCCCGGCUUUCGGCCCUUACGGGGGGCUCCGUGGCGGCUCCGGGGGGCUCGGGGGUCCCUCGUGGGUCCCGGGGGCGGGCGGAGGGAUCACGGCCGUCACCAUCAACCGGAGUCUCCUGGCGCCGCUGGACGUGGCCGUGGAUCCAGAGCUGCAGGAGCUGCGGCGGGAGGAGAAGGAGCAGAUCAAGACCCUCAAUGAUAAAUUUGCCGCCUUCAUCGACAAGGUGCGGUUCCUGGAGCAACAGAACAAACUCCUGGAGACCAAGUGGGGGCUCCUGCGGGCACAGCCCCCACCCCGCAGCAGCCUGGGAGGGCUCCUUGAGGGCUAUGUGGGGACCCUGAGGCAGCAACUCGAGGGACUCGGGCAGGAGCGGCAGCGGCUGCGUGCAGAGCUCAGCCAUGUCCAGGGGCUCGUUGAGGAGUUCAAGGCCAAGUAUGAGGAGGAGAUCAACCACCGCACAGAAAAGGAGAAUGAGUUUGUCCUGCUCAAAAAGGAUGUGGAUGAAGCCUACAUGUCGAAGGUGGAGCUGGAAUCACACCUGGAGAGCCUCACAGAUGAGAUAAACUUCCUGCGGCAGCUCUAUGAGGAGGAGCUGCAGGAGCUGCGGACACAGGUGUCGGAGAUGGCCGUGGUGGUGUCCAUGGACAACAGCCGCCAGCUGGACAUGGCUGGGGUCCUGGCAGAUGUGCGGGCACAGUAUGAGGAUAUCGCUGGCCGCAGCCGUGCUGAGGCCGAAGGUCUCUACCAGGUUAAGUACGAAGAGCUGAAGACGGCAGCUGGGAAGCAGGGCGACGACCUGCGUCAGACCCGGAGCCAGAUCCAGGAGCUGAACCGGCGGAUCCAGCGGAUCCAGGCAGAGAUUGAGGCUCUGAAAAAUCAGCGCUCUGGGCUGGAGGCAGCAGUGGCGGAGGCCGAGGAACGCGGGGAGCUGGCACUGAGGGAUGCCCGGGCCAAGCUGGGGGGGCUGGAGGGGGCCCUGGCCCAGGCCAAGCAGGACCUGGCCCGGCAGCUCCGGGAAUACCAGGAGCUCAUGAAUGUCAAGCUGGCUCUGGACAUUGAGAUUGCAACCUACAGGAAGCUGCUGGAGGGCGAGGAGAGCAGGUGGGAAGCCCUGUUCCCAAAUCCUGGAUCCCUCAUCCCAUGGGCAUCCCACAUCCCAUUACCAUAUUUCACACCUGGUAUCCCAUGUUCCAUCUCAUAUCCCAUGGGCACCCUGGAUACCAUGAACAUCCCGUAUUCCAUGUCCCAUAUUCUGCAAGUAUCCCAUAUUCCAUGGGCAUUUCAUGUUCUGUACCCCAUAUACCAUGGACAUCCCAUAUCCCACAUUCCAUAUCCUGUGGGUAUCCCAUAUCCCAUGAACAUCCCAAAUCCCCCCACUUGACCAUGUCCCUUAUUC
This is a messenger RNA of Cyanistes caeruleus (blue tit), 1985 nucleotides long. The record is from RefSeq and is a predicted model, not a curated record. NCBI's taxonomy places the organism in Eukaryota, Metazoa, Chordata, Aves, Passeriformes, Paridae.